Messenger RNA from Oryza sativa Japonica Group (Japanese rice), 1839 nucleotides. Lineage: Eukaryota; Viridiplantae; Streptophyta; Magnoliopsida; Poales; Poaceae. The record is from RefSeq and is a predicted model, not a curated record.
AGCAGCAGCAGCAGACGGGGAGACCUGUCCGAUACGGCGCGUCCCGCUCACCCCCACCCGUCCAAUCCCGUCUCACCACCUCCCCUCGCCUUCUCCCUCCUUCCUCUCCUCCUCCUCCUCCCCUUUCCCCUCCCCCUCGACACGCGCGCGUCUUUGGGCAAGCACACACCUCCUCUUCUUCCUCUCUGCUCCUCUCUUUGGUUCUCUUCACCCACCCCACCUUGUGCUUGCGAGGUCAGGUGGUCGGCUUCGUUGGCUUCUUGGGAAGUAGUUUUGUUGUUGUUGUUGGAGGAGGAGGAGGAGGAGGAGGAGGAGGAGAAGUUGCUGGUGUUGUUGGGGGUGAUUUUCUUUGUGGGGGGAGGAGGGAGAGGUGAUCUUGGUGAUGGCGGCGGCGGCGGCGGCGGCGGCGAUAUGUGGGGAGGAUGAGACGGCGGCGCGGGUGGGGUGCACGGGGGAAUGGGCGGGCGGGAUCGAGAGGGUGGAUCUUGGGGAGAGGAAGGAGGCGGUGGCGGCGGCGGGGGCGGGGAAGAGGAGCGUCUACCUGAUGGACUGCGCGCCGGUGUGGGGCUGCGCGUCGACGCGCGGCCGCAGCGCGGAGAUGGAGGACGCGAGCGCCGCCGUGCCGCGGUUCGCGGACGUGCCGGUGCGGCUGCUCGCCAGCCGGCGCGACCUCGACGCGCUGGGCCUCGACGCCGACGCGCUCCGCCUGCCGGCGCACCUCUUCGGCGUGUUCGACGGCCACGGCGGCGCCGAGGUGGCGAACUACUGCCGUGAAAGGAUCCACGUCGUCUUGAGCGAGGAGCUGAAGCGACUUGGCAAGAAUUUGGGGGAGAUGGGCGAGGUGGACAUGAAAGAGCACUGGGAUGAUGUGUUCACGAAAUGUUUCCAGAGAGUGGACGAUGAGGUUUCAGGGAGAGUGACCAGGGUUGUCAAUGGUGGCGGUGAGGUCCGGUCAGAACCGGUGACCGCAGAGAACGUCGGCUCGACGGCGGUCGUUGCGCUUGUCUGCUCAUCUCAUGUGGUGGUUGCCAACUGUGGAGAUUCGCGCAUCGUGCUCUGCCGCGGGAAGGAGCCCGUAGCCUUGUCAAUUGAUCACAAGCCUGACAGGAAGGAUGAGCGGGCAAGGAUUGAAGCCCAGGGAGGCAAGGUCAUCCAAUGGAAUGGUUACCGGGUGUCCGGUAUACUUGCUAUGUCCCGAUCAAUCGGUGAUCGCUAUCUGAAACCAUUUGUCAUUCCAAAACCGGAAGUUAUGGUCGUUCCACGGGCGAAGGAUGAUGACUGUCUUAUUCUAGCAAGCGAUGGGCUGUGGGAUGUUGUGUCAAAUGAAGAGGCAUGCAAAGUCGCACGCCGACAGAUCCUUCUGUGGCACAAGAACAAUGGCGCUGCAUCACCAUUGUCUGAUGAGGGUGAAGGAUCCACCGACCCUGCUGCCCAAGCAGCUGCCGAUUAUCUGAUGAGACUCGCUCUGAAGAAAGGCAGCGAGGAUAACAUCACUGUCAUUGUUGUCGACUUGAAACCGCGAAAGAAACUCAAGAACAUUUCAUAACAGGGCCUGGGUUCAUCUUGAGUAGCUGACCAUGAUGUGUGUCAAAGAGUUUCAUACAACUAGUCGGUCUUCCUCACGGGACUUGACCCACUGUUUUUUUUGCUGGGCUUCAAGAAAUUGUACAUGUAUAUGCUAGAUGUAUCUUCCAUCUAGGGAUAAAUAUCUACCUACCUCCAUUCUAUCCCGUCAGCUUCAGUUUUCAGCCCUGGCAAGAAGUAUCCCUUGUACAAUAAUUGAACUUGGAAAAAGCUAAGUGGCUGAGAUGACCAGUAAAAUUAACAUAAUUGUGAUCA